AUGGCAGAGAUUACCGAUGUUGAAACGGCUGGAGAACAACAAUGGAUCAAGGACAUCACGUUUGAUGCUCCAGGAACCGCAUAUCUAGAAGGACCUGCUGGAACAGACUCUUCACGCGGUGUGGUCAUUCUGCAACCAAAGCCUACCUCGGACCCAAACGACCCGUUGAAUUGGUCGUUCCAUCGAAAAUCAUUGAACUUUGCUAUCGCAUCAUUUUUCACCAUGUUGGUUUUUGCUCUGAUUGACAUCGGCCCGGUGGUUUGGCAAGACUUUGAGGAUCUUCUUCAUAUUUCAUAUCCUCAGCUUAACAACCAAUAUGCUAUGAAUUGUGUCUCUCUCGGUCUAGGUUCAAUCAUACUUGUGCCCUUGGCCUUGACAUUCGGGCGUCGGCCUAUUUAUCUCUUGACUGCCAUGGUGGUUUUGAUUACCGCGAUCUGGCAGGCAGUACUCCGGGACCUCGCAAAUAUGAUGGCUGCACAAGUAUUUAACGGGAUAGCUUGCGCUGUUGGCUGGACCUUGGUUCCUAUCACGGUCUUUCUCGCUCCCGUCGCCGCUGGAUAUGUAGCUGGUAGUCAAGGCUGGCCCUGGAUCUAUUGGUGGUCAGCUAUCUUUGUGGCUGUGAACUUGCUUCUCUUUAUUUUCGUCUUCGAGGAGACAAAGUUCUCGAUCCACACCAUUUCCGGAUCGGAGAUCAGGGCCCCAGCAACAGCUCAAGGCACUGGGACUGUCAACACGGGAGACUUUUCCAAGAGGACAGACCCAAUAGACCCUUGCAGCCAGCCGACAGCUAACACGGAGGCGUCGAUUGGGCCACAUGAGACGGAUUCCCGAUAG
Messenger RNA from Penicillium samsonianum, 834 nucleotides. RefSeq lists its product as uncharacterized. The transcript is spliced from 5 exons. The record is from RefSeq and is a predicted model, not a curated record. Gene Ontology annotation, biological process: transmembrane transport. The coding region runs from base 1 to 834 and encodes 277 amino acids. Gene Ontology annotation, molecular function: transmembrane transporter activity. Lineage: Eukaryota; Fungi; Ascomycota; Eurotiomycetes; Eurotiales; Aspergillaceae.